Molecule: messenger RNA, 3156 nt
Organism: Pseudoliparis swirei
Lineage: Eukaryota; Metazoa; Chordata; Actinopteri; Perciformes; Liparidae
Product: BMP/retinoic acid-inducible neural-specific protein 3-like
Exons: 8
Coding region: 84-2396 (770 amino acids)
Biological process (GO): negative regulation of mitotic cell cycle; positive regulation of neuron differentiation
Source: RefSeq, a predicted model, not a curated record
UUCGAGCUGUCACGAGCUUACAACAUAAGGACUCAUCCAGAGUGCAGGGAGAAUGAGGAGUCACCGGGGCCGGGGGAAGCAGCAUGAGUGGCCCGUGCAUCUGCAUUAGACUGACGGCCCUCAUGUUUCUAUGGAAGUGGAUAACACUAAGCCUGCUCCACAGCUGGGUGUCAGUAGGGGCCGGGGCGGCGGACCCUUCCGGGGCUGGCUUCAGCAGCUCCACAGGGCCACUGGGCUGGCUCCUUUCGGACAAGGGUCCUUUUCACCACUCCCGGGAGUUUGUUGAUUUCACAGAGCGUUACCAGCAAGGAUUCACUACCAAGUACAAGAUAUACAGGGAGUUUGGCCGCUGGAAGGUGAACAGCUUGGUCCUGGAGAGACAGGAGAACAAUGGCUUUUCCUUGCCGCUGGACCCCGAGUUCCUCCAGACCAUCAGGCAGCUGGGCAGGAGGCCCAGUCUCGGCGCCAUCACGGACAACAUCAUCAGGAAAUAUGGAACCCACUUUCUGCUCUCCGUUACACUGGGAGGGGAAGAGUCAUUAAUGAUCUUUGUGGACAAGCGGAAGUUGAGUCGCAUGUCUGAAGUGAGUGAGUCCAAUGGCACAGCUGUGACUCUGGAAGCUCUGCACCAGCUGGCCGCCUCCUACUUUAUUGACAGGGAGAGCACCCUGCACAAGCUGCACCACAUCCAGAUUGCCUCCACUGCCAUCAAGGUGACCGAAACAAGAACAGGUCCUCUCGGAUGCAGUAACUAUGACAACCUCGACUCUGUCAGCUCCGUUUUGGUUCAGAGCCCUGAAAAUAAGAUUCAUUUGCAAGGCCUCCAGGCCAUACUGCCAGAGUACCUAAGGGCCAGGUUUGUGCAGGCAGCUCUCAGCUACAUUGGUUGUAAUGAGGAGGGCCAGUUUGUAUGCCGGGACAAUGACUGCUGGUGCCAGUGCAAAGUGGAAUACCCACAGUGUAAUUGCCCCGAGGUGGAUCUGAGGGCGAUGGAAGCCAGUGUGCUGAAAAUCCAAGAUUCCUGGAACACGGCCAACAAAGACUUUGAGGAGUCAGAUGAGUUUCAGAACUUCGUCCGAAGGAUUCCUACUUUCUACGCCCUGAACGCGUCCGCCAUCCAAUACUUCUGGAAGACGGAGCCGACCAUCCACAACCGCUACAGACAGCUGGAGCUCGGCGCCCAGCAGCUCCUGAGCAAGGCGCGGCGCAUCAUCAACAAGCUCUUCAGCCUCAGCAAGAGGUGUCAAACUCAGCCCAAGAUUAUUAUGCUGAGGGAGAGGCCCUACAGCUACUGGCUGAAGUACAUCCUCUCCAUCAUGUACUGCAGCGAGAACAACCACAUCGGCUUCUACCUGGAGGAGACCAGGAGCUGCUCCUGCCCCUACGAGCACCCCCCCUGCCACGGUGUGAUCCCCUGCACGGUGGGGGAGGGCACCUCGUGCGCCUCCUGCUCCUACGAGAACCGCUCCCGCUGCGCCACCUGCAACCAGGGUUACAUGCUGAGCCAGGGCGCGUGCCGCAACGAGGUGCCCGACUCCACCGAUCACUACAUCGGCUUCGAGACGGACCUGCAGGACCUGGAGCUCCGCUACCUGCUGCAGAAGCGAGACAACCGCAUCAGCAUCCACGGAAUCUUUGUCAGCAACGACGUGCGGCUCAACAACUGGUUCGACCCGUCGUGGAGGAAGAGGAUGCUGCUGACGCUGAAGAGUAACAAAUACAAGUCCAACCAUGUCCACAUGCUCCUGGGGAUGUCGCUACAGAUCUGCCGAACCAAGAACAGCACUCUGGACCCCAUGCUGUCCGUCUAUAUCAAUCCGUUUGGCGGGAGCCACUCUGAGAGUUGGAUCAUGCCCAUUGACCAGAACAACUACCCAGACUGGGAGAGGACUAAAUUAGACCUUCCGUAUGACUGUUACAACUGGACUUUGACUUUGGGCAACAAGUGGAAAACAUUUUUUGAAACGGUCCACUUUUACCUCCGGAGCCGGAUCAGAGCGCCCUCAAGCACCGGGAACGGAACAGUAUAUUACGAGCCCUUGGAGUACCUGGAACCGGGGCGCAAUCUAGGCUACAUGAAGAUUAACAGCAUCCAGGUGUAUGGCUACAGUAUGCACUUUGACCCGGAAGCAAUCCAGGACUUGAUUUUACAGCUUGACUACCCGUACACUCAGGGAUCGCAGGACUCGGCCUUGUUGCAGUUGCUGGAGAUCCGGGAUCGGGUCAACAGGCUCUCCCCGCCGGGAGCUCAGCCUCUGGACUUCUUCUCCUGUCUGCUGCGGCAUCGGCUCAAGCUGUCCACCACAGACGUUGCCAGGAUCCAGGCAGCGCUGCAGACCUUCAGUGCCAAGCAGCCCAACUCUAUGGAAUACGAAACAACCAAAUUAUGUAGCUAAUAAGUGGGCCGGCGGCCAGGUGCGCAGAUGGCAGAGUGGUUCUCACACGGACCUGAUGGCGGUUAAGAGCAAUUCUGGGGACAUUUGGGUUGGUUUUCACCGUCGUCGUGGAUCUCCGGAGUGCAUUUGAGAUCCUCACGUCAGCUUUUCGUAUAAAUUUGUACAACAUUGUAGAAUUAAUGAGGAUUUCACCAAACUUGCCUCAUAGCGUCUUUUCUUCUUUCUUUCUUUGUUCUUCUCCCGACGGAAAUAAUAACAUUUGACAGUUAAUAAUAUGAAUUUAAUGCUCUCUCACCACGGAUAUGUGGCCAGUGUGCUGACGUUUGUAGGUUGCACACAUUUGAGAUUGCUCUCAUGUGUAAACAAAAGCUUUUGCUGAUGAAGUAUUACCCAAUCAAUGUUACUGUAUGUCAUGGUUAUAAACAUUUCAACACCAGCAUGUUUUUUGUUUGUACUUUCCCAUCACAUUUAUUUCCUAAGCUCAAAAAUAAACACACAUUUGUAUUUUACUAUCAUGAUCCUCUCUUUUAACCUGGCACAUGAUGGGCACCUCAUUGUUUUAAACAUUUUCAUUCAACAAUAAACUCUCUCUUUUUUUUUAAAGCUGUACACAUUUUUGUAAGAAAACAAUUAAAUAAAAUCUAAAUGAAUAAAUAGAUGCUGUAUUACUCCAGACGUGCAGACAAGAAAACAGCUCCGGGAUCACAAUGUUACAUGUGCUUUUAUUUUUAUAAUGCUGUUGUUUGUGAAUCAAAAGAAG